AUGUCUGCACUUUAUGCCACCAAAAAAGCCCAGAAAACCGCAGAAUGUGCGAAAGCUGAAGUGGAGAAGCAGAUUUGUGUUAAGGAUGCCGCUCUGGAGGAGCAGAUUCAUGUUAAGGAUGCCACUCUGGAGGAGAUGCUGAAGGCAGAGAGCAGUUCACAUCAGGAACUUGGGCAGGCACUGGACAAUGUGCGGUCAGAGCUGGAAGCCAAGACAUCACAGCUGGAUGAGGAGCAUAACACUCACCGGAAACUCAGGCAGAGGCUAAACAAAGUGAAGCUGCAGCUGUGGAAUGAUGAGACUGAGCUGCAGCAAAGGUUCAGAAAUAUGCGGUUGAAGCUGAAAACAUCCGAGCUGAAAGAGGAGCACGAUGCUCACUCACUAGCACAGACACUGGAGACAGAACACAGUGCUCAUCAGGAACUAGAGCAGAUGCUGGUUAAUACGUGGUCUGAGCUGGAAUCAGCACAAUCAGUGCUCAGAAUCAGGGUCUUGAAGCUCAAUGAAACAUGCAUGAUGGUGGAGGAACUAAACCAGAUGCUGAACGAGACACAGUCGGAGCUGCAAACAGAACGCAGUGCUCGUCAAGAGCUGAAACAGAUGCUGGACAAGGUGCAGUCAGAACUGCAGACAGAGCGCAGUGCCCAUCAAGAGCUCGAUCAGGUACUGAAAAUGGUGCGGUCGGAGACACUGGACAAGGUGCCACCAAAGCUGAGUGUCGAGAUGUCUGAAUCAGAGGGAGAGCGCACUGCUCACCAAGAAUUCAUGCAGACAUCUGAAUCAGAGGGAGAGCACACUGCUCACCAAGAACCUGUGCAGACACUGAACGAGGUGCCACUAAAGCCUUCCCUCGAUGUUCCCCUCACCUUCAGUCCUGAAGAGUUCCCCAUGUGCUUCCCAUCGGCAGCUGACCUUGAAGGGUUCAGCAAGCACUUCCUGUCGCCAGAGUCACAGACACACCCAGGUUCCAGCAUGGAUGUGGGAGGUGACAAAAAGAUGUCCACACAGGCUGCCAUAAGAGGGGACCAGUAUAAAUCUAUGGACAUCCUCGCUUCGCUGUUCAUCGAUACCUCCCAGCAAUGUUGA
Molecule: messenger RNA, 1086 nt
Organism: Laetiporus sulphureus 93-53
Lineage: Eukaryota; Fungi; Basidiomycota; Agaricomycetes; Polyporales; Laetiporaceae
Exons: 4
Coding region: 1-1086 (361 amino acids)
Source: RefSeq, a predicted model, not a curated record